This is a messenger RNA of Pisolithus orientalis, 3721 nucleotides long. RefSeq lists its product as uncharacterized. Bases 440 to 3607 code for a protein of 1055 amino acids. NCBI's taxonomy places the organism in Eukaryota, Fungi, Basidiomycota, Agaricomycetes, Boletales, Pisolithaceae. The transcript has 6 exons. The record is from RefSeq and is a predicted model, not a curated record.
UGUCAAGGGAGCCGGGCAAGAACGCCGGCCUCGCAAACUGACAGUCGUUUAGCUUAUACUACAUAUUAGAAUGAAGGCAAAGUCAACAAUAAAACGCCAUCAUUGGGUUUGACGGAUUCUUCUCGCAUCUUUACCGCUACUUGUGUAGUGGCGCAGCCUGACGCUCAACCGACCCCUCGUUUCAUAAUAAUACUGCUGGUGGUUUACGGACUUGUCACUGAUUCGCUCAGUUGCACCGGAAGUUGAACACUUUAGCCGAACCACUCUUGUGACAAAUUUCAAUUCGAUACUGCCAGCCGGGUUUUCAUUGAGCUCCUCGUUCGAUCGCCCUGUUCAAGUUCUUCCCUCACAGCACCUUAUAACGACCGACGCCGCCGCCAGCACGCGUUGUCUCCAUACCCAGGUAUACCCACCCCCAUCGACCAAGUUGGAUAAAUCCAUGGCACAGACAUCUCCUGUCGUGGUGGCCGGUUCCUCACUUCAGAUAUCCCCAAACCUCGAGGCCCUGCUCCAGUACGACGAGUUAACCCGUCACAGCAGCUCACCGACAAGCUCGCGUCCCUCCCUCGCGUCUACUUCGUCCGAGUUCCCAUUUAGUCUCCCUCCCCCACCCCCGCGUAACUCUCAAUCGAGUAGGAAGGUGACCACCCCGGAGACGGUGAGCCCCAAGAGCGCGGGACGGCGACGAGGCGUCAAGCUCAGAUCAGACUCUUGGCCCGAUGCUCUUCUUGUCGCUAUGCCGGACUCUGCAUCCCCGGUCGAAUCAAAUACCACAUCUGCGACAAGCAUACCCAAUCCUUUUAUUAAUCCUACACCCGUCGUUGCCAGGUUUGACAGCGUGAUAGAUGAUGGAUUAUCCACUCCCAAGCCGGGUGACGUGUUUGUACCCACGGAGUCGCCUACUCAGGCUUCACCAAAUGAGCUUGUUGUAUCAUCACCCGAGUCUUACACCUCGCAGUCAUCCACUUGUCAUCGCGCCUCCCCCGCGUUGCACAAGGUAGAGAAGAUGCUGAGCAAGGGGAAAGAUUCGUUAGCCAUGUUCGCGACUGCAGCCACGCCGGGCAGCCUGAAACAGAAGUCGGAUAGCCUAGAUGUUGGCCGCAGGCGCUAUCGUGCUGAGACCAUGGAUGCGGACAACCUGCCUGCAAUGAGACGCUACUUGACAGGGACUCCCAGGCUGGGUACGUCAACCGCUUAUGGCAAGGGUGGUGCCAGUUCCCCAGACACUUCUACAAUAACUCGACCUUAUCCCACUAAAAUCAAGCGGUCGUCGGGAUCAGCUGGACGAUACACUGGUUCUCCACUGCCCUUAACGCAUCCUGCAAUGUCUGAUAAGGCCUCAACCCGUUCACUGUCAAUAUCAUCAUCUACUUCUUCAUGUUCAUCGCUUAAUGUCACUGCGAACCCGGCUCGUACAUACCCCGCAUCGUCAUUACCCAACUUACCGCUUUCAUCCAUGACAUCUGGCAAAGAAAGACAGCAUGAAGGCAGCCGACGCGAUAUGGAUAAUGAGAGUCGACAUUCAUUCAUCGAUUUUUAUUCUCCCUCUUACGCGGACGGCAUGAUUUCUUGUUCCGAACACGGUGAUAACAGCAAGAAGGAUCCACCUUCCCGCAAACAACAACUCAACCUUACCAUUCCCUCCAACGACAUCUACGGGACUUCGACUGGAAAUCCUUCCUUAGUUUCCCUAGCUACCAUGACUUUUGCGCCUCCCAGUCCUGUUCCUUUUGGGGAGUCGCCGCUUCAACAAACCCCGAACUCUCCCUCGGCCUCUUCCAUUGCUCUUUCGGCCAUGAUAUUUGCGCCUCCAAGCCCUGCAACCGAAUUGCCAUCCUACGGAUUUCUAAGGCCAGAGUCUCCUGGUUCAGCCGCUACCCUUACCCCCAUUGAAUGCGCGCCGCCGUCCCCUCCAGCGGUCGGUCACCGGAGAAAGCGUGAGCUUGCCACCGCCUUCAAGAUGGCGUCCUUGCGUGUCGGGCGUAACCGAGGCGGAAAACGUUCUCUUUCGUUAUCUCCCCGUCCACCAUCUCAAAGCCUGGCUCCAAUGCCGCCUACAACUAACUUACUUGGACGUGAUGAACGCGCUGACCUCGUACGGCGCAAUCGCAAACUCGCACAGGUCUUCGGCCAGACACCAGGCCAUGACAUGUCUGCGUUAGAUCUUCAGGAGCCCCGACGGCUAAAAAUGCCGCCGCUAGCAUUAACUUCCUUGCUCGGAGCUGGGAAGCAGCGCAAUCACCGACAAGCAAUAUCUGUCUCACACGGUCCCGUGUCCUGUGAUGCGAAGACGGAGCCUUCGUCCCCGUGGCAAAUUGACGAUUCGUGGUCGCUGGGAGAACGGAGAUACUCUAUUCCACUGACACCUAGUUCGUUCACAUUCUAUUUUGAUGAUGAUACGUCCCGCACGGUUCCAACAAACGAUCAUCGUGGGGUGCAUAGCCUUAGAGAUUCGCCACUUCAGCGAAAUUCUUCAAGUUCAUUCAUAGACUUAUCUGACGACGAAGAAGUCUCACGUGGUGAUGAAGCUCCGGCUAUCACAGCAGACGGUAAUGGGAUCAGCGGACGCCGAACCAUCUCUCACUUUUCUUCCACACCGUCCCUUGUCGACAGUUUGGAUCCAGACAGACAAGCGGAAGGCGAGCGUCGGCGUAAACGGGAUAGGUUGGCCAAACUUCAUCGCUUUCUCGGGUCACGAAUUCCACCAGACCUCGUACUCGGUUUUCCGGCUGAACUUGAACCACAGCCAUUGUCAAGUUCGCCACCAAUGGAAUCUUUCCACGAUUCAUGGUUGCGCGGCCGCAAAGGGGGUGCAUUGGACCAUCACGAACACUUCGAUCGCGGAAAGGAAGAGCUUGAUCAAAGGGAGAAGGCACUGAACGUUAGGCGUGCGCAGAAGAUGGAAAAGGUAUUCGGUACGCCUCCUCCGCAAACUCUUUUCCACACCCGCCAGGGCCCCUCCACUCUACCGCACUCUCAACCGUCCUCCCCUACUGGGUUGACGUAUACCUCCAACCCUAAUCAAUCUGCGUACAAAGGAAAGAGUUCCCAUCGACCACCACUAUCCGAGUCUGUGACGUGUUUGCUGCCCAAGAGGCAAAGAUCCUCCAUUUCAAACCGCCGAGUAUCUAUUGCCCAAUCUUCGGUUUAUCUAGAUUACGAACAGUCUCUGAAUUCGCUAGUGGACAUAAUUGACAGGGAUGAUCGCGAAUCGCUUCUUGAAUUGCAUCGUUUCAUCAAUAGCGAGCUGCCAGACCUAUCCUUCGACAUGGAGCGUGUGGCAGACAAUAAACGACACUCGGUCACGAGUUCCCACAGAUCGGAGCGACGACACUCUCUCCCUAGCAGCGCGUCCAUGCUUUCACUGGCUUCUGAGUUCCAUUCCGUUCCACACGAGACAUCAGAAUUUCAAGUUCGUCGGCGGAGAGCAGCCAAGCUAACCAGUUUCUUUGGCGUUGAUUAUCGUGACCUGAUUGAUGAUAUUUUGGAGAGUAUCGAGAGAGGUGUGGAAGAAGAACAUACGAAAGGUACUCUACAGCCUGAGGAAGCCGAGGUCUUGCUGUACAAAGUUUGGUCUCUCAAGUCGACUCAGGGUCAACAAUCGUAGUCAAUUACCAAGCGGUGUUCUUUUUCUGUUUCACUAUUACUUAGCAUCCACGUGCAACGCCCAUGAUGUUUGUAACAUUCACACCUAAUUAAUGCAACUAUGGAAAUAUGGUGA